Clonostachys rhizophaga is the source of this 1863-nucleotide messenger RNA. The record is from the annotation of a GenBank genome assembly. NCBI's taxonomy places the organism in Eukaryota, Fungi, Ascomycota, Sordariomycetes, Hypocreales, Bionectriaceae.
AUGACUAUCUCCGUGGAAUCACGUCGGCGAUAUCACGCUCUGCCUGAUGGCUAUAUUCGGCUUUUGUCCAUUGAGCCGUCAGCGGAUCGCGAUGCCCGGGUCGAGUGCCACCUCGCCCCGGCACAAAUCGGCGACCGACCAUACGAGGCUCUAUCCUACGUCUGGGGUCUGGAAGACGCAAGCCUAGGCAUUCUUGUGGACGAUGAAGAAAUGCUGGUACGACCCAAUCUCCAUGGCGCCCUCAAGGAGCUCCGCUUGACAGAUGAGCCGCGGACGCUCUGGGUCGACUCCAUCUGCAUCGACCAGUCGAAUAUUGCCGAUAAAACUCAGCAGAUCAAACAGAUGGCAACAAUUUACUCGUCUGCCACACAAGUUGUUGUCUGGCUAGGCGAACAGGAUGACGACACGGAUGCAGCGCUGGACUUCAUCCAAGGCCUAUCAAAUCUGGACCCUGCCACAGCCCAGGUGAUUGUGGACAACGAGAAUAUGCCAUGGGAGCUUCGCAAGCGGGUCUUCAAUGCGCUUGGUAUGAAACACGGUAUCGACAACUAUGACGAAGUUGUCGGGGGCCUCGUUAGGCUUAUGGGGAAUACAUGGUGGACGAGAAUCUGGACUGUCCAGGAGAUCGUGUUGGCUGACUCGGCAACUCUAAGAUGUGGCGCGAAGUCUGCCUCGUGGGGCAAUCUCAGCAAGUUGGCUGCGUUUGCCCUCGAGGUUGCUCAUCAUAACACUCUGGAUUUGGGACGGCCAAUGGACGAGGCAAUAUUUGAUGAAGUCACCGCUCGUGUGUCUGAGCUAUACAUUACCGUUGGCUCUCUCAAUAGUCUCUCAUACAGAAUCGCCCAAAGUUUAGAUAUAUCUUUGGAGCAGAUGAUCUGGCCUCAGCUGCUCACAAGACGAGCAACAAAUCCCUUGGACGUGAUAUACGCACUCCUAGGCAUGGUGACGGAGAAGUCUGUCAUCGAGAUCGACUAUGGGAUGACCAAGAAGCAGGUGUACACGAGCACUAUGAAAGCCAUGCUCGAGCGAGGAAUUCGCCUUCUUCCGCUGCAUCUUCUGCAGGACUGCUAUAUGAAGCGUGAUGCCAGUCUCCCGUCUUGGGUACCCGACUUCGAAAUCCUCCAUUCUUAUGCGACUAUUAACCUAGCCACAAGUGGUGUCGGGACAACCCUGGCUAUGGCCUCUUUGUACAACGCGUCGCUCGGAGAUGCUACGGAUCAACACGUACCCCAGUUCCUUGGCGACGACAAUGAUGUCUUGCAGGUAGAAGGCGUGUCAGUAGAUCAGGUGGCAAGCGUAGGGAACGUCUGCCCUCGCUUCCCCGACGGAUGGGAAAAGCGGUCACUUCAGCUUCAAACUGUUGUUGGACAAUGGCGUGAACUCAUACCAACGACAACAGACGAGUACAUUGGUGGAGGUUCCGUCAUUGAGGCGUUUUGGAGAACGGUGACAUUUGACCUCGAGCUCACGGAUCGAGACUAUCUGGCCGGUAACCCAAACAGGAGAGACAAGAGAUUGCCUAGAGGCGCCCCAGGGAUGCCCCCGACAACCGAAGCAGAGGAAGCUGAGAUACUGGAGGGAAUUGUCGAUGCCCCUCCUCCCAAGACAGUCCUGGAGAAACUGGGCGAAAGGCGCUUGUUCACAACCAAGUCGGGGUACUUUGGCCUGGGGCCGGCUUCCACACAGCCUGGCGACACCGUCUGUGUUUUGCGAAAUGCUCUGUUUCCUAUCGUGGUCCGGCCAACCACGAAUGAUCGUUACAUUAUCGUUGGUCAUGGCUUUGUGCAUGGGAUUAUGUAUGGCGAAAUUAUCAAUUCCUUGAAGGAGGGACGAUCUUCACGACAGGUGUUUGAAUUUGUAUAA